Molecule: messenger RNA, 1046 nt
Organism: Nicrophorus vespilloides
Lineage: Eukaryota; Metazoa; Arthropoda; Insecta; Coleoptera; Silphidae
Exons: 2
Coding region: 375-977 (200 amino acids)
Source: RefSeq, a predicted model, not a curated record
ACGAAACAACAACAACAACAACAAAACGCGCAACGCAACUUAGUUACAUUAGUUACCACAGCAACAGCAACAACAACAACAACUUAAGUUCGGUGUGCUUUUGACUCGUUUGUUUCGCGUGCUCUUUUGUUUUCGUUCAACCACAAUUCAACAAAACAAGUACACAAAGAAUCAAAGCCGUCUCAGCAAAUUAGAUUUGAGCUUCUGGUUCUCCUCUUCGUGCAGCGAAACAAAGAAACAAGUGGUUCUCGCGCGCUUCGCUUCGUCUCUGUAUAAUGAGAGCGACGGUUUCGGGUGUAGCAGCAGCGGUUUCCCUGUGUGUAGGCAUCAAAUUGCUUCCAUAAAACAUAAUCAAGACCGCAGUAAUUCAGUCAAUGACGACCACAACUACUGCGAUGAUGAUGAUGGAAGCGAAGGGCGGUCCGAAUCUGCUGAUGGGGGACCUCCAGUUCAACGCAUCGAACAAACGGAACGGCAUCAAGUACUCGGCGAGCGGCAGCACGACGUCGUCGACGCCGACACCGACGACGCCGACGUCCGCAUCCUUCGAACUGAGACCGGUCAACUUCAAGAACGGUCCGAUGACCAACGUGAACAACAACAGUCUCAUCUUGAACAACAACGUGAACAAUAGUAGUGUCGACAGUAAGAAGACUGCAGCUGUGAACGGUUUCGCCGCCUGCAGGAGACACGACAUGCCCAUGCUGAUCAUGCCCAAUCUCAAGCAGCAGCAACAGAUCUCUUCGUUCAGACAGUACAGGACGGAUCCGUUCUUGCUGCAACAGCAACAGCAACAAAGGGAUUACACCGUUCCCGGACAUAUUUCGCGCAUCUGCUCGAACGCCACCUCCUCUUCGUCCAGCCCCAAAUCAUGGACUUCCGUGGGGAUGGGAUGCACCGACGGCAAGAAGAUGAUCGUCAAGCGAGUGCCGACCUCACCGAACGAACUCUUCAACAUCGUCAAUCCACCAACGUAAGUUUAACAACUUUACAAUAUUGUUGCCACAAAUAACGAAAAAUGGUAAAUUAUCUAAAGUAGUUCCCCG